This is a messenger RNA of Pyricularia oryzae 70-15, 2201 nucleotides long. RefSeq names its product carboxypeptidase A2. The transcript is spliced from 3 exons. Gene Ontology annotation, molecular function: zinc ion binding; metallocarboxypeptidase activity. Gene Ontology annotation, biological process: proteolysis. Bases 726 to 2048 code for a protein of 440 amino acids. The record is from RefSeq and is a predicted model, not a curated record. NCBI's taxonomy places the organism in Eukaryota, Fungi, Ascomycota, Sordariomycetes, Magnaporthales, Pyriculariaceae.
GGACGAUUCGGGAAGGUCGUAAAACAGUGGCUUCCUGAGAAGUUGGAUGUUGUCAUUGCAUCCUUUCUUUUGUAAUCUUUUAUGUGUUUGUUUGGAGGUUGCGGGAGAAGCAAUUGCAGAUGUGGCUGGCUGGUCGGCUUCCUACCUAGAAUCAGUACUACCUACAUACCUAGGUAGGUAGGUACCUCGCUACGUACAAACAACAAUAUGGGCUAAGCAGACAUGUAAGGGAAGAAUUGACCCCCGAGAAAAAAAAGGGUCAAAGAUUGGGGUAGCGCAAUUGUGCCUUGCAGGCCACACAAGAUAAAGGAGGUCUGACAGGACAAGACUUACUGCAUUGGUGGUAUAGAUUGCCUGGGCUGCCAGCCGGCAACCGACUACCCUAACCUCCGUCUUCUUUUUAUAGGCUCGCAGCAGCGCCAAGUCAAAUUCUUGGGGUUGCCAAUGCAGCCGUCCAGAGAGAAAAAGGAAACUCGCCAGAAUCCAUGCAGCUUUCUAGUGGGUAUUGGCUGGUCCAAGAAUGCGGUCCGUCAUCGUCAUCAUCAUCACCAAGUUAUUGCCUUCUAGUCGCCGUCACCCGAGCUAGGUGACUUGGCAACCCAGCAGAUAAAAAGCAACCCCAUCUCCCCGACCCCCCUCUCAUCGCGCCCUCCUGCUCUCUUUCUCCCCCCAUCGGUCCCGCCCCGACUUCCCCUGAACCGACCCCGCCUCUCGUUUGACCAAAGAUGAAGUUCACACUCAGCAGUGCGGCGGCCGCCGUGGCGGCGCUGGCCUCUCUGACCGGUGCGUCGCCGACGGCGUCGCCGCUCGAGAAGCGGGCGGGCAUGUACGACGGCUACAAGGUGUACCAGCUGGACGUGGGCUCGGACGCGGCCAAGUACGACGCGGUGACUGCGGCCAUCAACCAGAUGCCGUCGGCCGUGUCGCUGGCCUGCGACGACCGGCACGACCACAUCGACGUCGCCGUGUCGCCCGACUCGGUGGCCACGCUCGAGGCCCUGGGCGUCGAGAUGAAGCUGAUCAACGAGGACCUGGGCCGCGACAUUCGCGCCGAGGGCGAGACCAAGCCCUACGUCCGCACCAUCAAGAAGCGCGACGAGGCCGCCCCGCUCCCCGACAUGUCGUACUUUGACUCGUACCACGUCCUCGAGGAGCACUUUGCCUUUCUGGAGGACCUGCAGGCUGCCUUCCCCGACAACUCGGAGACUUUUGUCGCGGGAAAGUCGCUCGAGGGCAGGGACAUAAUGGGAAUCCACCUGUGGGGCAAGGCGGGCAAGGGGAAGAAUGAGGCUGUUGUCUGGCACGGAACCGUCCACGCUCGCGAGUGGAUCACUGCACCGACGGUCGAGUACAUGGCGUACAAGCUUGUCUCUGGCUACCUCAAGAGCAAGUGCUCCGUCAACAUCCUGGACCAGUACGACUUUUACAUCAUCCCUGUGGUCAACCCCGAUGGUUUCGUCUACACCCACACCACCAACCGUCUCUGGCGCAAGAACCGCCAAGUGCGCACUGGCGCCUCGUGCGUGGGCACCGACGUGAACCGCAACUGGCCCAACCAGUGGGACAUCCCCGGCGGCAGCUCGACCAACAGCUGCUCCGAGACGUACCGCGGCGAGGCCCCCGGCGACACGCCCGAGAACAAGGUCCUGGUGGACCAGCUGAUGGCCGUCAACGCGGCCCAGGGCGUCAAGUUCUACGUCGACUGGCACUCGUACUCGCAGCUGAUCCUGCUGCCCUACGGCUACAGCUGCACGGCCGUGGCCGAGGGCCUGGAGCGCCAGAUGGAGCUGGCCGGCGGCGUCGCGGCCGCCAUCAAGGCCACCAACGGGCUCGACUUUGUCUACGGCCCCACCUGCACCACCAUCUACCAGACCGCCGGUGGCAGCAACGACUGGGUCGCCGACGUGCUCGGCUCCGAGCUGCCGUGGGCCUUUGAGAUGAGGCCCCAGGGCGCCGCGGAGGGCGGCUUCGUCAUCUCGCCUGACAACAUCGUCCCCAGCGGCGAGGAGAUCUGGGCUGGCAUGAAGGACCUGUUUAAGAACUGGUAGAUGGAGCAAAGUUUUCAGAGCGUUGGGUGGUUGGAAUCUGGGGAUUCCGUGUCUGGUCCAGUUGUAUAUUCUUUUCUAUUUCGAGCCCCAUCAACACUGACAGGCCAAUCUAGACUAGAGUAGACUAGUAGAGUAGUAGUAGUAGUAGUAGUA